Lodderomyces elongisporus is the source of this 3963-nucleotide messenger RNA. RefSeq names its product mismatch repair ATPase (gene MSH6). The record is from RefSeq and is a predicted model, not a curated record. Gene Ontology annotation, molecular function: mismatched DNA binding; ATP binding; ATP-dependent DNA damage sensor activity. NCBI's taxonomy places the organism in Eukaryota, Fungi, Ascomycota, Pichiomycetes, Serinales, Debaryomycetaceae. The transcript has a single exon. Bases 1 to 3963 code for a protein of 1320 amino acids. Gene Ontology annotation, cellular component: MutSalpha complex; nucleus. Gene Ontology annotation, biological process: mismatch repair.
AUGGCUAAGCUCACCACACCAAUGAAAGCCUCCACAAUGGCUUCUCAAAAAGCUCCUGGAUCAUCCUCUACAGCAAAAAAGAAACAACAAUCUACAUUAAUGUCAUUCUUCAAACCCAUGGCUGCUAAAUCCACACAAAGCUGUAGUUCAAUGCAACCUCAAUCAGUGGAAGAGCCAACGCAAUCUAACAAAACAAAAUCUAAUUUAGCAUCGUCUCCGUUGAACUCUAAAUCAGCAUUUAUCAAACCAGACUUGUCGAGUGAUAAGGAAAGUGACAAAGAAAACGAUGAAAUUAUGGAUAAUACCAUGCAUGGCUAUGAGAGUUCAUAUUCAUCUCACACAACAUCGCCUCUUGAUUUCCACCAGCAGGUAAAACGGAGUUUUAAUGCAUCAAAGCUGAAGCAAGACACCUCUACAAAAACUCCCUUGAAAGAGCGCAGCACUGUAAUGAACUCAAGCCCAGUAGCUAACCGAAGAUUGGGUAAAAAAGUAAAUUAUGCAGAGUCGGAUAUUGAUGAUGAUGAUGAUGAUGAAGAAGUUGUUACUAGAGGCAAAAGGAGAAAAAUUAUGAGCGAUGUUUCAGAUAGUGACGAGGAGGAUGAAUUUAAACCAGAUGACAAUGACGAUGACGCUGAUGAUGAUGAAGAUUUUAAUGUUGAUGACAACGCAAUGGAUGACUUUAUUGACGAUGACGAGCAUGAGCCUUCUGACGAUGAAGAUUUAGUCAGAGACAAAGAAAAGGGCAAUGUGAAAAGAUCACGUAAGGGGCACCAGCAGCAACUGAACAAGUCGAGAAAACAACAGCAACAACAACAGCAACAACAACAACAACAACAAGAAGAAGAAGAAAAACUCAGAGAUCCAAUUAAACCUACAAACGCCGCACAUAUCACUGGUGUAUCUUCAAAAAGUCUGUUUAUGGAAAAGUUUAAUGCUACUUCAUUGUACAGUGCAGAGGAUUACAAGCCUCAGCAAUACCAAUCAAUUACAUCAGCAACAACAAACGCUACUGCUACAAAGAAGAAUUUUGCAAAAGAAAACGAGGAAAGGUACCAAUGGUUGGUUAAUAUCAAAGAUGCGCAAAAGAGAACACCUGAUCAUCCUGAGUACGAUCCAAGAACAUUAUACAUCCCACAGCUGGCAUGGUCCAAAUUCACCGCUUUUGAGAAACAGUAUUGGGAGAUCAAGUCUCAGAUGUGGAAUACUGUAGUGUUUUUCAAAAAAGGAAAAUUUUACGAGUUGUACGAGAAUGAUGCUAUAAUUGCCAAUACAAAAUUCGAUUUAAAGAUUGCUGGUGGUGGAAGAGCCAAUAUGAAGCUAGCUGGUAUACCAGAAAUGUCUUUUGAACAUUGGGCUAAGGAAUUUAUUAGCCAUGGGUAUAAAGUUGCCAAAGUAGAUCAAAAGGAAUCUAUGUUGGCAAAGGAGAUAAGAGGAGGAGCCCCAGGUGCAACUAAAGAGGAGAAAAUUAUCAAAAGAGAAUUGACCGGAAUCUUGACAGGCGGGACCUUGACGGACUUGGAUAUGAUUUCUGAUGAUAUGUCCACAUACUGUCUCAGUAUAAAGGAAGAGCAAAUGGAAGAUGGCAAAGGUAAAAAGUUUGGAGUUGCAUUUGUCGAUACCUCAACUUCUGAAUUGAGUCUUAUUGAGCUUGAAGAUGAUACCGAAUGUACAAAAUUGGACACUUUGGUUACUCAGAUCAAGCCAAAAGAAAUCAUAUGUGAAAAAGGGAAUCUUUGUUCGAUUGCCACUAAAAUUUUGAAAUUUUGUGCUCAUUCUAAGCACCAAAUUUGGAACCACAUGAACCCAAUAACAGAGUUCUGGGACGUUGAUAUUACCCUUGAGCAACUUGUUAAAUCGAGAUAUUUUGAAGCUGAGAAUUUAGAUGAUUUUUCAAAAUAUCCAGACGUUUUAGUCAAAUUCAAAGAAAACCACGAUGUUGCUUUUAACGCAUUUGGAGGACUCUUGUCCUAUUUGAAAACUUUGAAACUCGAUCAAAGCAUUAUGAGUCUUGGCAAUAUCAAGGAGUACAAAAUUUCAUUGAAUGCCAAUUCGCACAUGAUUCUCGAUGGUAUUACGUUGAACAAUUUGGAAAUUUUGCACAACAAUUACGAUGGCGGUGACCAGGGAACUCUUUUCAAAUUAUUGAAUCAAGCCACUACUCCAUUUGGUAAGAGGCAAUUGAAAAAAUGGGUAUUACAUCCAUUGAUCAAAAGCGAGGAUAUCAAUGCUAGGUUUGACUCAGUAGAAUACUUGAUGGGCGACGGUCUCGAAUUAAGAUCAAUUUUGCAAGACACAUUGGCCAAUUUACCUGAUUUAGAGAGGUUAAUUGCUAGAAUACACUCGGGAACAUUGCGAUUCAAGGAAUUUCUUCGAGUUAUUGAAAGUUUCGAAAAAAUUGCAAAAGUGCUGUCACAACUACUGGAGUUCACAAAUGUCGAGUGCGGAGUGUUGCACAAGUACUUGCGAAACUUUCCACAAGCCAUGAGCUCACACAUUGGUGAAUGGGACGAUGCCUUUGAUAGAGUAGAGGCAAAACAAAACAUCAUUGUACCAGCAGCAGGUAUUGAUGAAGAGUUUGAUAGUUCUAUUUCCAUCAUCAACGACUUGGAAGCACAAUUAAACCAGCAACUUAAGGAGUAUAAACGUGAAUAUAGGUCGCAAGAGAUAUGCUAUCGUGAUUCAGGUAAAGAGGUUUAUCUCAUUGAGAUGCCCGUUAAGGUGGCGAAGAACGUGCCACUGUCAUGGCAAACAAUGGGUGCUACGUCUAAAGUGAAACGGUUUUGGUCUCCAAAAGUUAAACAAAUGGCUCGUAAAUUAAUGGAACAAAGGGAAUUACACAAGUCUGUAUGUGAUACUUUGAAACAAAGGAUGUACAACAAAUUCGAUAAGCAUUACCAAACCUGGAUGAAAGUGAUCACGUGCAUGGCUAAUAUUGAUUGCAUAGUUGCAUUAACAAAAGUUUCCGAAACCAUGGGGUUCCCAUCCUGUCGUCCCGAAUUUGUAGAGACUCAGCAUGGUAUGAUUGAUUUUAAGGAAUUGAGGCAUCCAUGCUUUGUUGGCACCAAAGAUUUCAUACCAAACGACAUCAAGCUUGGUGGUGAUGAUGAACCUAGUUUUGGGUUGCUCACGGGGGCCAAUGCUGCUGGUAAGUCCACCAUAAUGAGAACUACGGCUCUUGCAGUUAUCCUAAGCCAAAUAGGUUGUUUCAUCCCUGCAGAGCUGGCAAAAUUGGCCCCCGUGGACCGAAUUAUGACGCGAUUGGGUGCCAACGAUAAUAUUAUGCAGGGAAAGUCGACAUUCUUUGUCGAAUUAUCUGAAACCAAAAAGAUCUUGAGCAAUGCCACACCUAGAUCAUUGGUGAUUUUAGAUGAGUUAGGUAGAGGCGGUUCCAGCUCUGAUGGGUUCGCAGUGGCAGAGUCAGUUUUGCAUCAUUUGGCAACGCAUUUGCAAUCUAUUGGUUUUUUCGCUACUCAUUUCAAUAGUUUAGGGUUGGCAUUUGAAACACACCCACAGGUCAAGCCCAUGAGGAUGGCUAUAAUUGUAGACCAAACGUCACGAGAACUUACAUUUUUGUACAAAUUGGAAAGCGGAACAGCGCCAGGAUCAUUUGGUAUGAAUGUUGCAUUAAUGUGUGGAAUCUCAAAGGAGAUUGUCGAUAACGCUGAAGUGGCCGCAAGAGAGUACGAAAAGUUUUCAAAGUUAAAAAGGGCCAAGGAAAAUAAACAAGAAAAUGAAUGCGGAGAAGAAGCAGAAGCAGAAGCAGAAGCAGAAGCAGAAGCAGAAGCAGAAGCAGAAGCGGUAGCGGUAGCCAAAGCCACAGAGAUUAGCCUUGGUUUGCAAAGUGACUGCAUCUGGUACGGAGAUAAUAGAGUCCAGGAAUUGGAAAGGGAUAUCCUUGUAUACGAUGAGACUGUUAAGUCGCGUGCACUAUUCAAUAUCUACAAAAUGAUAGAUGCAUUGUAG